CGUGCAAAACGCGAAUUGCAGUCUAAAUGAAUUUUAAUUUAGUGCAAUAUAGUUAAAAAGUCGUUGUUGUAAUUAGAAAUUAUCUUCGGUUGAAGCACGAAUUAUGAAUUUAAAAAAUUUCACACAGCUGUGGGUUCACGAAUCUGCAAAAUAAGUAAAUCUCUGUGCAUCAAAAAACAACAAUGUUGCUGGUAAUAACAGUAGCAGUGGCUGCAGGAACUAUGGCGGCAGCGACGAUGUUGAUAGCAGCGACGUCGACGCCAAAGCGAUUUGCUACAAAGUAGAUGAAGAAAGUAGAGCGACGGCAAUAGAAGUGAAAAGGAAAAAAUGUAAAUUGCAGCAAAUAAAAGCCCUAGUACUGAAAAAUACAGGAUUCUUUGCAUUUAACUGCUUUAAAAGUAGAUACAAGUAUUAUUAAAUGCGGGCUUAAGUUGAAUUUUAAGAAGGUUCCUCAGGUUUCUAACACUGGUUUUCAGAAGAUUUUCAUAAUCCUCAUAUACAGUAUACACAAAUUUCACAAAAUAUUGCAUUUGAACGCGUAGCAAUUCUUCGAUUAACUAUACCAUCUAAUAAUAAAGUGUGUAAAUAGAAAAGACCGAUUUUUAAACCUGCUCUUCCUAGCCUAUAAUCGCGUCAUCGUCAACAUAACUGGCUGUUUAAAACUGCAUUUAAAAAAAAUGCAUAAACCAAAUGGUGCGUGUAUUCACCUAGUAAAACGUCGACUUUAUAUCAAGCUUACAGAUCGCCUAUACUACUCUAAUUAACUCUGCUGCAAUUGUAAUCAAAGCGUAAUUGGAUAUAAGCACAAAGGUCAAGACUUGUCGCUCAUCCAACAAUUUAUUACCUGGCACUCUUGGAGCAAUUUUAAACGACAGAUUAAUGUUGUCAAUGUACACAUUUGUGAAUGUAUACACAUUGCAAAACUAAGAAUUCGGCAGAUACAAUAGCAAGAUAUAGAUGUAAAAAAAAUGUAACCAUACUCCAACUUAGUUACAACUACUUACAUUUGCAGGAUACAACAGCUACCACUGCAAAAAUAGAGUAAAAGAGCAAAGCCAGAGCUGCUAAUAAUUGGAUAUUGAGUGCUGAUUAAGAAACAGCUGAUCAGCAAAAUAUUUUUCAUAAAAAAAGAAGUAAACCGAGAAAUAAAAACUCGCAUAAAACUGUUACAUACACACCUUUCAACACAUUUGAUUGUAGCCCAUAAGCACAAAAAGAGAAAGUCUAAAACGAAGUCUUAUGUUAUAAUGUCAGCAUACGGAGUAACAUGCUAUAAUGGUAACAGCGAAAAGAUGCGCAGUAACGGCACGAACGGCAGCUCUUGCGGUGUCCAUCCACAGACGAGAGUGGCUGCAUGCAGCCCGUCUAACAGCCCGAGCAGCAGCAGUAGCUCGAAUCUUCUACAGUUUCUCACCAUCGUCUUAGCAUGCGUGUUAUGUUACUGGAAUAGCGCGCAAUGUGAACUGGUCUUCGAUGAUAUUAGCGCCGUACGCGACAACAAGGAUUUACGUCCGUAUACACCGCUUGGUAAUAUUUUUCUUAACGACUUCUGGGGUACACCAAUGCGCAAAGAGCAAUCGCACAAAUCGUAUCGCCCGCUCACUGUGCUUACUUUUCGUUUCAACUAUUGGCUGCACGAACUACAACCAUAUGGCUAUCACAUUGUAAAUGUAAUGCUACACAUUGUUGUGUGUCUGUUGUGGCGCCGCGUGUGCAGACUGUUACUACUGCAUUGCGCCGGCGCUGGGGGAGUAGCGGCUGCUCCCCUGCAUUGUAAUGGUUUGCGCGUAAACACUUGUAGCUUCUUGGCGGCACUGUUGUUUGCUGUCCAUCCCAUACAUACAGAGGCUGUUACCGGUGUGGUAGGGCGUGCUGAGCUACUCUCUUCUAUAUUUUUUCUGGGCGCAUUUCUCUCGUAUACAAGCGCUGUUGAAGUAUCGCCCCUAGUUCAACGUCGGCAUUUGCAGCAGCAACAACAGCCUUUUUUAAAGAAUCGUUGCACUCGCUGGUCGGUGUUGUGUUGCAGUUUUGGCAGUAGCUUACUGGCUUCCAUGCUGUGCAAGGAGCAAGGCAUCACCAUAGCGGCUAUUUGUGCUGCUUACGAGUUGUUCGUUGUGCAGCAGGUGCGCCCACGUGAAAUUUGGUUGUGUGUGCAACGCUUUUUCGAGGACCGAACACAUAUUCUAACACCGCAGCAUGCAGCUAAAGGUACCGCAGCCUCAGCAACCAGUGCAUCGUCGUCGCCCGACGAAUAUAGUCGUUUAGGAGCUAACGGGCUUUGGAAUGGCAGUUUGUUGCGACGCUUGUGUUUUAUUAUCUGUAUUACGGCUGCACUUUUGAUCGGUCGUGUUUACGUGAUGGGCUCGCAACUUCCGGUCUUCACACGUUUCGACAAUCCAGCUUCUGCGGCGUCGACACCAACCAGGCAGCUCACCUUUAGUUAUCUCAUUUACCUAAAUCUGUGGUUGAUGUUAUUUCCUAGUGAUCUAUGCUGCGAUUGGACAAUGGGUACCAUUCCUUUAAUCGAAGACUUUAGCGAUGCACGCAAUUUGGCGACUCUAGCCGCCUUCGCUUCGUUGGGCGCUAUUACCUGGUAUGCUUGCACAACCCGUAAUUUAACUCGAUCUCGCGUGCUUUUGAUGAGUCUCGCCUGGCUGGCAUUGCCAUUUGUGCCCGCCUCCAAUCUCUUCUUUCCAGUUGGCUUUGUAGUGGCCGAGCGUAUACUCUACAUGCCUUCUAUGGGCUACUGUUUAUUCGUGGCCUACGGAUACGUACAAUUAGAGAAUUAUCUGAACGUGAUCAUGCGCCGUUUAAUGCAACUGUCACUAAGUUUGUUGUUGCUCACGCAUGCGCUCAAAACACAUCACCGAAAUAUGGAUUGGCGUACAGAGUACACGCUGUUCAUGUCAGGAGUUCAUGUAAAUAGCAGAAAUGCCAAACUCUUUAACAACGUUGGUCAUGCGCUUGAAAAUGAGCAACGUUAUGCGGAGGCCUUGCUGUAUUUCCAGCAAGCGGUGCAAAUACAACCGGAUGAUAUUGGCGCGCACAUCAAUGUUGGACGUACCUACAACAAUAUGCAGCAAUACGAUCAGGCCGAGGUGGCAUAUCGCAGGGCCAAGUCUUUAUUUCCGCAAGUGAAACCCGGCGAAAUUUACCAAGCACGCAUAGCACCCAACCAUUUGAAUGUGUUUAUAAAUCUAGCACAACUUAUUGCGCGUAAUAGCACGCGACUUGAAGAGGCCGAUCUGCUGUACCGCCAGGCAAUCAGUAUGCGCGCCGACUAUGUACAAGCGUAUAUUAACCGCGGCGACAUACUGAUGAAAUUGAAUCGCACCGCACUGGCGCAAGAGGUCUACGAGAAGGCGUUAUUGUACGACAGUGAGAAUGCCGAUAUCUAUUACAAUUUGGGUGUUGUUUUCUUGGAGCAAGGUAAAAGUGCGCAGGCGCACGUCUACUUUAACAAAGCCAUCGAAUUGUAUCCGGAACAUGAACAAGCCCUACUCAAUUCCGCCAUACUUCUACAGGAGCACGGCGGUGCAGAAGCGCGUGAGUUGUCGCGUGCGCGCCUGUUCAAGGUGCUAAACAAGGAUGCGAACAAUGAGAAGGUCUAUUUCAAUUUGGGCAUGCUGGCCAUGGACGAAUCGAAUUUUGAAGAAGCAGAACAGUUUUUUAAGCGAGCAAUACACCUGCGUGCUGAUUUUCGCAGUGCACUUUUUAAUUUGGCGCUACUCCUAGCCGAUGCCAAUCGGCCGUUGGACGCAAUCCCGUACCUGAAUCAGCUAAUACGUCAUCAUCCCGAACACAUUAAAGGUUUGAUCCUGCUCGGUGACAUUUACAUAAAUCACAUGAAGGAUCUAGAUGCGGCUGAGCAAUGCUAUCGCAGUAUACUUCGUUAUGAACCGCACAACAUACAGGGUCUACACAAUUUGUGUGUAGUAUUUGUGGAGCGCAAGAGGUUGGCGCGUGCCAAUGCGUGUUUGCGUUUUGCCCAUCAUUUGGCGCCACAUGAGGAUUAUAUUCUUCGUCAUUGGCAAAUUGUACAGCAGCGCCUUCAGAAGAUAACACAGUUACCUGAAACGUCGCUGGAGCGACAAAUUGCCUAUGCUGACUAUCAACCGGACGAGUUUAAGGUGAUAGCAACGAAAGUGGACAGAAAGGAAUAUGCAAGUUUACAAGAAGAAAAUCAGCAAAGGCAACAACAUCGGUAGAAGCAAGCAGCAGAUAAUUAUAGAUAUAUUAUACUGAGUAAGUUUGAAGAAUACAUGUUUAUUGAUAAUGCCAUAGAAUUGUCGUAUUUAAGAGAGAGUUAAGAUACUUAAAUGUAGAUAUAAGUUUGAGUGUAUUGUGUAUGCGUUGUUGUGGGAUUGGGGACCGUCUAUAAAAUUAGCAAUUUGUACGAUUUGAUUUAAAGUGAACCAUUUUUCUUAUGAUUCACCGCAGUUCAUUUUCUUUAAGGUCGUAGGCCGAGAUCUUUACAUAAAGUUUUUAAAUAUCUACGUAAAAUAAAUACAUAUAAAGACAGGAUAACUCAUUUGAUCAUUCUCCAAAAAACAAAGCUCCAACUUCUUUAUUUUCCUAUUGAUUACUUCAUUUAUUUACGGAUAUUUG
Rhagoletis zephyria (snowberry fruit fly) is the source of this 4608-nucleotide messenger RNA. RefSeq names its product Transmembrane O-mannosyltransferase targeting cadherins 3 (gene Tmtc3). Gene Ontology annotation, cellular component: endoplasmic reticulum. NCBI's taxonomy places the organism in Eukaryota, Metazoa, Arthropoda, Insecta, Diptera, Tephritidae. Gene Ontology annotation, biological process: protein O-linked glycosylation via mannose. The record is from RefSeq and is a predicted model, not a curated record. Gene Ontology annotation, molecular function: protein binding; mannosyltransferase activity.